AGGGAUGGAGAGAAAAAGAGAGCAAAACUCGGGCGCAAAUUGAAAGUUUCACUAAAGAUUCUGUUGUCGUUCAUUGCUCGGCUGCUCUUGCAUACAAUUUUUGUAAAUCCAGGAUGCUGGUCUUCUACUUUUUUUUUCUGGUAAUUUUGUGUUCCAAUGGUUUAACCUUAAACCCCGUAGAAAGGGAUGGAGAUUGGCAUAAGCCAGGAUGUCAUAAAGUUGGACAUACAAGAAAAAUAAGCAUUCGCGACUGCGUCUCAUUCGAUAUAACAACCAACGCAUGUCGGGGUUUUUGUGAGAGUUGGGCCAUACCAUCGGAUCCUCAGAACUCCCAAAUUACUCAGCCAGUAACUUCUAUAGGAGCCUGCUGCAACAUUAUGGAAACUGAACCGAUGGAAGUUCGUGUUCUUUGUAAGGAUGGAAUACGCACAUUUGUGUUUAAAAGCGCCGUCAAUUGCGACUGUUACCACUGUAAAAAAGAUUAAUAUAAGACGUUCUUAAUUAGUGUUCAUGAUGUAAGAGUUUAUUUUGUUGCAUUCCUGUUGUGGUUCUAUUUGUUUCAAAUUAUAAUUCUUUUGGUUUAUAAUCUAAUUUUUGAAUUAUGACUCUGCUUGCUUUAUAAAUAAGAAACAAUUAAAAAUAAAAUCAAACGAGGACAAAACCUUACUAGAAUCAUUGUAUUUUAUUGUGUAAUGUAUUUUAUAUCCCAGUUAUUUGAAUAAAGGCCAAUUUAAAAUUGUUGUAACCAUUUUAGAAUUAUUGUAUCUUUUCGGUCGUUAACAAAUUGUAACCCCAUACAAGAACCCAUGCCGACCAUAGAAGAUUGUACAUAACUCCCCCCAAAAGGCGAUAUUGAAUUUUCAAUAGAUGUUCUUAUAUAGUGUGUGUAUGAAUAUAUUACUAUUUAGUU
Anthonomus grandis grandis is the source of this 910-nucleotide messenger RNA. RefSeq names its product thyrostimulin alpha-2 subunit (gene Gpa2). Lineage: Eukaryota; Metazoa; Arthropoda; Insecta; Coleoptera; Curculionidae. Gene Ontology annotation, biological process: cell surface receptor signaling pathway. Gene Ontology annotation, molecular function: hormone receptor binding. The transcript has 3 exons. The record is from RefSeq and is a predicted model, not a curated record. Bases 114 to 485 code for a protein of 123 amino acids.